This is a messenger RNA of Poecilia latipinna (sailfin molly), 1934 nucleotides long. RefSeq names its product perforin-1-like. The coding region runs from base 131 to 1690 and encodes 519 amino acids. Gene Ontology annotation, molecular function: wide pore channel activity. Gene Ontology annotation, cellular component: membrane. Gene Ontology annotation, biological process: immunological synapse formation; defense response to virus; T cell mediated cytotoxicity. Lineage: Eukaryota; Metazoa; Chordata; Actinopteri; Cyprinodontiformes; Poeciliidae. The record is from RefSeq and is a predicted model, not a curated record. The transcript has 9 exons.
CGCACCCCACACACCUGGCUUUAAAGGAUAUGCUGGUGCCGCCCACUACUCACCUUAAAGGUGAAUCCGCACCAACAUACCACAAGUUUAAUUCCUUUUUUUCUCUAUCAUUUUGCUUCUGACUACAGCGAUGCUCCCUCAUUCAACUUCAGCUCUUCUCCUCUUAAGCAUCCUCCUACAUCACUCCUCUGUUCUGUCGUGUCGGAUCGGGACCCAAACAGAGUGUGAUGCUGCUCCUUUUGCACCAGGACACAACUUGGUGGGGGAAGGUUUUGAUAUAGUCACACUGGAGAGAAAAGGAGCUGAUGUGAUUGAUGUGAAGACUUACCUGAGCCCCAGCAAAACCUGUAAACUCUGCAGCAACCCUCUUCAAAACCAUGUCCUCCAAAAACUUCCAUCUUCUGUUGUGGACUGGAGUUACGUCAGUCAAUGCAGGCCUGACAUCCACAGCAAACUUCACACCUCUCUCAGCUCUCUGGUUGAGUCUUACACAUCCCAAGAUACCAAUGAUUGGUCGGUUGGCUUGAAGUUUGUGUUUGCCGGCCUAGUUGCGGGAGGAACCGGCUCCAAAGCCUACAAAUUUGCUUUACAAAGGAGCAAAGAGGAUCGCUACACUUUCAGCAUACACAGUGUCGCCUGCAGUCAUUAUGGUUUUAUAUUAUCAAACACACCUCCCUUAACCUUAAAAUUCAAAAGACGGUUAGACAUCCUUCCAUCUCACUACAACAUCUCCACUAAGAAUGAGUAUACAAAGCUCAUACAGACCUAUGGCACACACUACUUCAGAAUGGUUAAUCUUGGAGGGCGACUGAGACGACUGAUAUCUUCACGAAGCUGUUUGUCCUCCCUGAAUAGCUUAAAUGCAAGACAGAUCCACACCUGUUUAUCUAUGGGUGUUGCUGUUGGCUUGGGGAAGAUGAAAAUCUCUUCUGUCGAGAAAUCUUGCAGCAGUGUCCUACAAAACAAGGACUUUGCCACUGGCUACAGCUCUGGUCUCCACCAGCAUUUCACAGAGGUUUCAGGAGGAAAUGGUUGGUUGGGGGAGUUUUCAAUUUCCCAAAAUGAUUCCAUGGGCUUCAUGAACUGGCUAAAGAGCCUGAAAGAACAUCCAGGUGUUGUUUCGCACUCCCUUCGACCUCUCUAUCAGCUUGUGCCAAAUGAGCUUCAAAAGGCAGGGAUGAAAGCUGCUAUUGAGCAGUAUUUGAAGGACAAUGCUGUGAAGAAAUCAUCCCAAGAGCCACACUGUGAGGGCAGAACUCCUAAUGUGGCCUCUAACUGCUGCCCUCAGCACGCCUCAUGGGGAACUCUAUCAGUGACCAUUAUUCGAGGCUGGGAUCUAUUCGGAGAUGAUCUUUCACUAACAGAAAGCUAUGCCAAGAUGUACUAUGGUUCCAUACAACGCAAGACCCAAAUGAUCGAAUCCAAUGAUCCGAAGUGGAAUGCUUGGUUUAAUUUGGGCAAGGUUGACACAAACCUGGUUCUGAAGAUUGAGGUUUGGGAUGAAGAUCCGAAACAUGACGACCUUCUCGUUCACUGUGAGAAGUACCUGAGCCCUGGCACUCACACUUUCACGUGCACAGGAGGUUAUGGAAACGUCGAGGUUAAAUACACGCUGAAAUGUGAGCCAUAUCUGACUGGAGAAAUGUGCAGUCAUUAUAAACCAUCUCCCUUAGAGACAGUAGAUUGGUGAGUUUUGGGAAUUAAAGCAUUUCAUCACAUAAAAUUAACUCACUAAAUCUGGUAGAAACUCACAAUUUAUAUUUAAUUGCGCAACUUCAUUAAAGACCUAGCCAAAUAUGUAUUUCUCAUACAAUGAAAAAAAGUAAAGAUUCUGUGUAACAUUUAAUCACAAGAAAUAACUAUGCUUUAAUAUAUACAACCAGAAAUUGUGUUCCCUUUAAUGACAAUAAAAAUGUUGAAACUGCUACAAGUUG